This is a messenger RNA of Musa acuminata subsp. malaccensis (wild Malaysian banana), 1381 nucleotides long. RefSeq names its product transcription repressor OFP8. Gene Ontology annotation, biological process: negative regulation of DNA-templated transcription. The record is from RefSeq and is a predicted model, not a curated record. NCBI's taxonomy places the organism in Eukaryota, Viridiplantae, Streptophyta, Magnoliopsida, Zingiberales, Musaceae.
UGCAGCGUGGUUGUCAGGAACAUGAGAGUAAUCGUCAGUGCAUGGACAAUACAUUACUGCUACUGCUACUGCCGCUGGAGGUCUGUACCUGGAAAAUAUAAGUGGUGGUUGAUAGAGAACAGAGUCACGAGCGGAACAGUUCAUGUGCUUAAGAUUCCGCUACAGAUAGCGGCUUGCUCCAUCCCGAGGAGAUGGGAAUAAGAGGGCAAUGACAUGAAGCGUUGAGCUCAAGGCAAGGCCGCAUGGAUAAGACUUGCACAAGUAGUAGUCCUUGUAGAAGCGGGUUGAAGCAUCGGUUCGCUCGAAUGCUUCUUGGCUCCUCUUGCAGCUCCACCGCGACUGCUACCGAUGUGAUUAAGCUUUCUAGCAGCACUCUCCGACAACAAUUAGUGCCAGAAGAGUCCUCCAUCUGCCGCUCCGGCGACGGUCAACGUAAGCUUCGCAACCCUUUGUCGUUCCCUUCAAACGAUGGCGGCCACCAGCACUGCGUUGCUCCCGUCGUGCAAGGCUCUGUUCACCGUGGUGCCCGCCGCUCCGGUCACGAGAUUAAAAAGGAGAGGAGAGUCACCGAGAUUGGCGAGCGAAGCAAGUGCCCUCCCGCUCCUCCGGAUUCUCCGAUGAGGAAUCGCUACUACCGCUCUCACGACGAAGACAAGAAGAAGAAAGCUUGUGGGAGGAGAGGAAGCAGCCGAAGAAAGGCAACGAGGAAGCUGUUGUCAAGCAACGGUUAUGGAUUUAGCAGCUCUUCUUCCUUGGAUCGCAACGGCGAACUCGGUCUCUUCAGCAGCGGCGAGGAAGAGGAAGAGUCGGGAACUCUGUUCUCGUCGAAGAGCUUUUCUUCCGACUCCUCCGAGUUCUACUGCAACAACAACGGGAGGAGGAAGAAGAACAAGAAGAAGAGCGGGAGCAAGAGCAUGAAGAGCAACCAACCUUUGAGAGGGACCGCAACCGGUAAGCUUUGGCCAUUGGCCUCCCUUUCCUCGGCAGAGAAGAAACACAAGGCAGAGGCAGAAAUGGAGGUCGGAUUCCCUGUGGUGAAGAAGUCCAGUGAUCCGUACAUGGAUUUCCGAAGCUCCAUGGUGGAGAUGAUCGUGGAGCGGCAAAUGAGCAGCGCAAGCGACAUGGAAAGGCUCCUCCACUCCUACCUUUCCCUGAACUCUCAUCUCCACCACCCCGUAAUCCUCGAGGCCUUCCUCGACACAUGGGAAGCUAUCCUGGGUGAAUAAUACAUUUCGACUUCCUUUGUUCUUCCCCCGCUGUGAAAUGGAGUGAUACACUUAGAAUGAUCGUGAUGUAUGUAUCAACGUUUCUGUGUUGUUCCAACUAAAGGUUCGUGAUCAUAAUUCUACCAAUCCCACGAAUCAAACAAAUUGGCGAGCAA